CUUGAGGUGUAGGCUCGUAGACAGGUCCGUUUGAGUUGGCAUCAUCAGGUGGAUUAUUAUUUACAGUUGUGUCCUUGAAGUCGCAGAAUCAGCAUGGCGAACAUGAGCGGAGCGGCCAUGGAGGGCGAAGUGAUGCGUUAUGCUGAGUACACAUCCAAAUCAAAUGUACGAAGUGAAGCAGAAAUCGACAAACGAUUUGGUGGAACUCUUAUUGCUGUUGGUCUUGGUGUGGCGGCAGCAGGCUUUGCAGGUCGCUAUGCAUUCCAGCUGUGGAAGCCCCUGGGACAAGUCUUCUCCGAGACUGUGAAGAAGAUGCCCACAUCGGCUUUCUCUUCCCAUUAUUACAAAGGAGGGUUUGAGCAGAAGAUGACCAAACGGGAGGCCAGCCUCAUCCUAGGAAUCAGUCCUACCAGCACUAAGGUGAAGACACGGGAUGCCCAUCGGAGGAUAAUGGUCCUUAAUCACCCAGACAAAGGUGAGUUGAAGCCUUUAACCACACUGAGCAUGUGCCAACCCUUAAAGGGACGGUUCACCCCUAAAAAAGCGGGUGAACUGUUGUGCUCCUUAUCCAUUUAGAUUGUUUCGGUGUGAAUUGCUGACUGUUAGUCAUGUCUGCUUUCUCUCAGAAAUAAUGGCGCUUGAUGGCGCUUGGCCUGUGCGCCCCGAAAAUACAGUUUGAAAAAUUCAACUGACAGCAACGUUCUCUUUCCAGAAAUCAUGACCUGGUUACUCUAUAAU
Hypomesus transpacificus is the source of this 738-nucleotide messenger RNA. RefSeq names its product DnaJ (Hsp40) homolog, subfamily C, member 15 (gene dnajc15). Gene Ontology annotation, biological process: protein import into mitochondrial matrix. Gene Ontology annotation, cellular component: PAM complex, Tim23 associated import motor. Bases 94 to 576 code for a protein of 160 amino acids. The record is from RefSeq and is a predicted model, not a curated record. NCBI's taxonomy places the organism in Eukaryota, Metazoa, Chordata, Actinopteri, Osmeriformes, Osmeridae. Gene Ontology annotation, molecular function: ATPase activator activity. The transcript has 7 exons.